Molecule: messenger RNA, 1761 nt
Organism: Chenopodium quinoa (quinoa)
Lineage: Eukaryota; Viridiplantae; Streptophyta; Magnoliopsida; Caryophyllales; Amaranthaceae
Product: purine permease 3-like
Exons: 3
Coding region: 437-1624 (395 amino acids)
Cellular component (GO): membrane
Molecular function (GO): purine nucleoside transmembrane transporter activity
Source: RefSeq, a predicted model, not a curated record
UUUUACUUGUUAAUAUCUGUUCAUAUUAUUGUUUUUUUUGAUAAAUGAUGAAAUAAAAUUCAUGUAAAUACAAAGUAUAUGUAAUUAUUUGUAACGCAUCUUGGUUAGUAUUGCUGUCAAAGAUGUUGGAAAUUUGGCACAUACUCAUCUUGGUUUAUACUGAGAUGUGAUAGCUUCUCAUUUUUAAUUAGGAAAAGUUUUUCUCAAUUUUCUUAUCAAGUUGAAAAUAGCUAGUUUUCUAAUAAAUGAUGGAAGAAGUUUUCCUUUUUUAGAAAUUAAAGAAUGUUACAUUUUUCUCUAUUUUUCCUCAAUUCCGCCACCCUUUCCCUUAUUCUAACUUUUUUUCCGUUAUUAUGUAACUUUUCUGGUAAGGAACCAUACAAAAGAAAAUGAAGUUUGAGACUUGAUUCUCACUAAACAAAAAUAUUCAGUUCAAAUGUUAUCGUGUGAGUCGAACAUACCCUUAUUGGCUGGUAAAGAUGGGCUUAUUAUUAAAUGUUGUAACAAAAAUUGCAGAUUUAAAGGCUUAGGAAGAGAUAACAUUGGAGAAAACAUGGAAAUAGAAAGUCCAACAAUGAGUCCAAAGAUGAAGCAAUAUUUGUUGAUACUAAAUUGCAUAAUGUUAGCAAUAGGAAUAAGCGGCGGUCCACUUAUUAUGAGGUUGUACUACCUACAUGGUGGCAAGAGUAUUUGGCUUUCAUCUUGCUUAGAAACUGGAGGAUGGCCUAUGAUGAUUGUUCCUCUCCUCGUUGCUUAUUUUCAACGGCGCGCGGCUCAUCCUGCGCAAGCCAAGCUCCUCUUCAUCAAGCCUAGCACUUUUUGUUUUGCUGCUGUUGUUGGACUAGUAGCAGGGUCAGCAGACUACUUCUAUGCAUAUGGAGUAAAACACAUACCAGUCUCAACAUCAUCCUUAAUCUUAGCAACCCAACUAGCCUUCACAGCAGUUUUUGCCUUCUUAUUAGUCAGGCAAAAAUUCACAGCAUGUUCAAUAAACGCGGUUGCUCUCCUAACCUUCGCAGCCAUAGUCUUAGCCCUUCAUGCUAGCAGUGAUAAACCCGCGGGCGAAUCAAGUGCUCAAUAUUACUUAGGGUUCUUCUUUACCCUAGCUUCUUCUGCCUUAUUCGCUCUUAUGCUUCCUAUGAUUGAACUCACUUAUAAAAGAGCUAAACAAACUGUUAACUAUGAAUUGGUAAUGGAGAUUCAGCUUGUGCUAUCAUUCUCUGCUACUGCAAUGUGCACUAUUGGGAUGCUUGCUAGCGGCGAUUACAAGGGUUAUGUAGGAGAAGUGCAAGUGUACAAACUUGGGGUUGUCAUGUACUUUGUUGUGCUAGUAUGUAGUGCAAUUCUAUGGCAAUUCUUCUACCUAGGGGCGGCCGGGGUCAUAUACUAUGGCUCCUCUUUGUUGUCCGGAAUUAUUAUAGCGGUUGCACUUCCGAUCACGGAGAUAGCCGCCGUGUUUUUCUACCAUGAGAAGUUUCAAGUAGAGAAGGGGUUAUCUCUUGCUCUUUCACUUUGGGGAUUCAUCUCUUAUUUUUAUGGUGAGGCUAAAGAUAUCAAGAAACAAAAAAAGAAGGAAAGAAUCAAUUUAGAAUCUAUAAAUAUAAAUGCUGAUAUAGAAUCAUAGAAUAGGAUGUUAUAGAAUAUUCAUUUACUUAAAGUACCUAGUGUGUGAAUUCUACUUGUUAAAAUUAGAUAAUCUGGAUUUGAGUUGGCCCAAAUCAAGGAAUAUAAUAUUUUUCCUAAGAUGAGGAAAAGCAUAUA